Messenger RNA from Vigna angularis (adzuki bean), 1380 nucleotides. RefSeq lists its product as uncharacterized. Gene Ontology annotation, biological process: intracellular transport. The record is from RefSeq and is a predicted model, not a curated record. Lineage: Eukaryota; Viridiplantae; Streptophyta; Magnoliopsida; Fabales; Fabaceae. The transcript is spliced from 9 exons. Bases 118 to 1158 code for a protein of 346 amino acids.
CCCCUUUUAGAGAAAGGAGCCUUUCCAUGUGUACUGUCCUUCAUACUGUCGAUUUUUUUUCUGUUCCAGCCUCUGCAUAACCGUUAAUUAUCUGAAAAACCCUAUUUCCCCAAAUCGAUGAUGAAAGGUUCAAAGCGUUUGGCUGUGUCAGAGCCCAACCAGGUCGAGAGUAACGAAGCACCGAUGCAGUUCCGGAAUAAAAGAAUAAUGGAAGGAUCCCUCUUUGAUGUUCAUAGGGCUGAACCAUCUCAACAACCAACGGUGACAGCACCACCAUUGGAUAUGAAACGGGCAGAGUCAUCACAGCAGCAUGUGAGAGCUUUAAAUACCCAAUUUGCAAGUUGGGUUCAAACGCAACUAAAGAAUCAUCCGGAUGAGCUUUGGGAAGACGGUGUGAGAGAUUACUUAAAUCAUGCUUCAAGCAUUAUGGAAAAGUUCAGUGAUGUUGUCAACUGGCUCAAAGCAAAUGCAUCCAAGCCAGAAAAUUCAGUUGCUGAUGCUGGUGCUGCUUUUUCUGCGAAAAAACUCUUGCCUGAAGUAGUAAACAAAGAAAAUAAAUCUUUUGGAGAAAAAACUGGGUUUACUCCUGUUACAACUCCUACAAGUUUUUCUAGUUCAUGGAGUCCUGGAUUAUUUUCAAGCAGUCAAAGCAUUUUUGGAUUUGGUAACCAAAGUUCAGCUCCCUCUAACCACAAGGCUUCAGUUGACGUAGAUGAAGAAAAUGAAUUGGAGCAGCCUAGCAGCCCAUCAGUUAAGAAGACAGAAGAGAAAGGUGUAGCUGUUGUACAUGAAGUAAAGUGCAAGCUUUAUGUGAAGUCGAGUGAUCCAGCAGAUAAAGAUGUAUGGAAAGAUAAAGGAAUGGGUCAACUGUCUAUUAAAUGCCAAGAAGGUGUCAGCAAGGCUACCAAAGAAUCAAAACCUACAAUUAUUGUUCGAAAUGAGGUAGGAAAAAUUCUUCUCAAUGCCUUGUUGUAUCCAGGAAUCAAGACGAACCCGCAGAAGAACUCUCUUGUUGCAAUAUUCCAUACUACGGGUAAUGCUGACGGAAGUGGGGAUAACGAUAGUGUAGUUGCACGCACAUUCUUGAUCCGAAUGAAAACAGAAGAUGAUCGAAAUAAGCUGGCUUCAACAAUCCAAGAAUAUGCUCCAGUAUCUUGAGAGUAUUGGAGUCAUGCUUAUUGCCAUUUGAGGUAAAGGGAUACUGAGUCCAUCGUCAAUUUUCCUUUCACAAAUAUUUAUUUUUGUAAGGUGUUAUUUCUUAGAUUCUGAUUCCAAACCUUGUGUUUGGAGGCUGUUGCUUAUGUACCAUAUGAGAACACUGUAGUUGCCUUUUGUCGGAAAAACUACCUUAGAUAAAUGCAAUCGAUCUUUUUCGUUAAA